Messenger RNA from Pan troglodytes (chimpanzee), 2153 nucleotides. It is a transcript of the gene TFAM, whose product is annotated as transcription factor A, mitochondrial. The coding region runs from base 443 to 1087 and encodes 214 amino acids. Gene Ontology annotation, biological process: regulation of transcription by RNA polymerase II. The record is from RefSeq and is a predicted model, not a curated record. NCBI's taxonomy places the organism in Eukaryota, Metazoa, Chordata, Mammalia, Primates, Hominidae. The transcript is spliced from 6 exons.
GUGACCGUCACGGGCGGACACCGGCCAACGCCGGGUUGGGGUGAGGCCGCCGCCGCGGUCCCUCCAUCACCCUCCUGGCCCGGCAGAGGAACCCACUGCUCCGGGCGGCCGGGGACAGAGGUGGCUCAGCAGCGCCGCCUCGAAGCCAGAGCCCUCCGCAGGCUAGAAGAUUGCGGUUUCUCUUCAUCUCCGCGGCUCUUAUUCCUCCCCGGCAAGGCCGCCCACCGGGGGACGCUCUCCCGCGCCUGCGCCAAUUCCGCCCUGCCCCGCCCCCAUCUACCGACCGGAUGUUAGCAGAUUUCCCAUAGUGCCUCGCUAGUGGCGGGCAUGAUAACACACGCCGGAGGGUCGCACGCGGGUUCCAGUUGUGAUUGCUGGAGUUGUGUAUUGCCAGGAGGCUCUCUGAGAUUGGGGUCGGGUCACUGCCUCAUCCGCCGGAGCGAUGGCGUUUCUCCGAAGCAUGUGGGGCGUGCUGAGUGCCCUGGGAAGGUCUGGAGCAGAGCUGUGCACCGGCUGUGGAAGUCGACUGCGCUCUCCCUUCAGUUUUGUGUAUUUACCGAGGUGGUUUUCAUCUGUCUUGGCAAGUUGUCCAAAGAAACCUGUAAGUUCUUACCUUCGAUUUUCUAAAGAACAACUACCCAUAUUUAAAGCUCAGAACCCAGAUGCAAAAACUACAGAACUAAUUAGAAGAAUUGCCCAGCGUUGGAGGGAACUUCCUGAUUCAAAGAAAAAAAUAUAUCAAGAUGCUUAUAGGGCGGAGUGGCAGGUAUAUAAAGAAGAGAUAAGCAGAUUUAAAGAACAGCUAACUCCAAGUCAGAUUAUGUCUUUGGAAAAAGAAAUCAUGGACAAACAUUUAAAAAGGAAAGCUAUGACAAAAAAAAAAGAAAAGCUGAAGACUGUAAAGGAAAACUGGAAAAAUCUGUCUGACUCUGAAAAGGAAUUAUAUAUUCAGCAUGCUAAAGAGGACGAAACUCGUUAUCAUAAUGAAAUGAAGUCUUGGGAAGAACAAAUGAUUGAAGUUGGACGAAAGGAUCUUCUACGUCGCACAAUAAAGAAACAACGAAAAUAUGGUGCUGAGGAGUGUUAAAAGUAGAAGAUUGAGAUGUGUUCACAAUGGAUAGGCACAGGAAACCAGUUAGGUCUCAAUACCUGAAGCUAUCGUAAAAUUAAGAAAGGAUAAAGUUGGUAAACCUUUUAUAUUUAGUAUCUUUUUAUUCAGCUCAUGGACUUCUGCCAGCGUAAUACUUGCUUUGGAAAACCCAGAUAAAGGUUCAUGCAAAAUUUAUUUUGUGUUUAGGAACUACUGAGGAUCAGAGUAAUCCAAGCAAAUGUGAAUCAUUUUACCUUUGACAAAGGUAAAUCAGACUAUGAAGUUUUUUUUAUACAGGAUGAUGACUAUGGAAAGAGUACUCUUGUUUCCUUAUAUUAUGGAGGCAGGAGUUUCGUUUUCAAAAUUGUUACAAAUUGUAGAAGCCACGGUGUUCUGUGAUAUAAGUGUGUGUUUUUCAUAAAGCAGGCAGAACUCAUCUAGGUAAAUUACAGUUCCUAGGUAUAAUUCACAUUGUAUUCAGAGUUGAUGGUUGUACAUAUAAGUGAUUGCUGGUUUUAGUUGCAACUUUGUAUAAAAGGGACUGAGAAAUUUAUAAACUUUUUUCUUACUGUCUUUUUUCUAAAGUAAAAACUAAGAAAUUAUGUGCCAGAUUUAUGCAUAUUAUUUUAUGUUGCAUAGAAUAAAAUUUUUAAUCUUUAAUUUUACAUUUCCUAAAUAUAUUUUAAGACGAAACAUUUGUUUUAUAGCUUUUCCCUUUUUUUAAGUAAGGAAUUUUUUUUUUUCUGAAUUAUUUUCUCUCAUGUGAGUAUAUUGAUCCAGAAAGAAAACUUGUAUUAUGUGUGUUUUAAAAUGAGAAAUCUAAAAAACGAAAAGUCUCCAAAGUCUCUGGAAUUUGAAACACUUUGCAUAACGUAUAAAAGCCUGUUUAAGAGACAGCCAACUAUGGCCUGUGGAUCAAAUCCAGCCUGCUGCCUGCUUUUUAUGGCCUGUGAGCUAGGAAUUGUGUUUAUAAUUUUAAAUGUUUUUUUUUUAAAGACUUUUAUGAUACUUGAAAAUUAACAUGAAUAUUUAGUGUUCAUAAAUAAAGUUUGUUGAAACACAA